Phragmites australis (common reed) is the source of this 990-nucleotide messenger RNA. RefSeq lists its product as uncharacterized. Bases 1 to 384 code for a protein of 127 amino acids. The record is from RefSeq and is a predicted model, not a curated record. The transcript is spliced from 2 exons. NCBI's taxonomy places the organism in Eukaryota, Viridiplantae, Streptophyta, Magnoliopsida, Poales, Poaceae.
AUGAGGGAGAGGAGACGACGGGAUAGCGUCUGCGGCCCUGCGCUCCGCCCCCGCCGCCCUCGUCGCCUGUGGCCCUGGGCGCCGCCCCGGCCUGCGGCCUCCGGUGGCGCCGACGACUCCAUCCGCCUCUACGACCUCCCCACUGUCGUCGAACUCUGCCCGCUCCUGGACCCCUCCGCCGCGGCCUCCGCGCUCCACCUCUACGACGCCGACGGCUUCGAGCUCCUCGCCACGCUCCGCACGUUCCCGCGCCGAGAGGCCGCCGAGGGGCCCACCGUGCACCCGUCAGGCCGCGUCGCGCUCGCCAUGCUCAACCUCGUCACGGGACGACGCAGGAGUUAUGGAAAAACAAGUGAAGAACAAACUAUGAUGCAAGUUAAUUGAUGGUUCUCAAUUCAAGUUAAUUUAUAAUGCUGGAUAAAUUUGAACAAUGAUCUGGUAUUCAGAUGUCUGAGUGCUUUCCCAAAAGCUGCUUGCGCUUCGACAUCAUAACAUAAUCUGGUAUUCAGAUGUCUGAAUGAUUUCCCAAAAGCUUGAUCUAUGUAGUGUUGCCCUGCUUUGUGAAAUCACCUAGUUGAUCUCUGCAGCAACUGUCAAAUAUAUGAUUUUCCAAAAGCUGCUUCCCUAAAAUUGACCAAAUGUUAUCUUUACAAGAUAGUGCCGCGAGUUUUAUCUCUCCGGUAAUGCUGUGACACCGAUAACGAUAAGUCCUUGCAUGCUCUGUACAAUUGAUUUUGCAUGGACAGCUCUCUACAAUAGACCAAAGUUUAUGGAGCAGCUUGGUCUUCCAUGAUCAGAAACCCCAGCAAAAAUCGCACUACAAUUAAUUUGCCCAAUUUAGUUGUUUUGAAAAAAUAGUCGUUGGAGAAAUAACCGUUAAAAAUAUAGCCGUUACAAAAAAUAUAGUCGUUACAAAUAUAUUGUUAGUUAUAGAAUACUAUUAAAAAAUAAGAUAGAGAAUAUAGAGUGUGAAAUAUGGAUAUGCUGUUG